AUGAUCCAAGAGCUCUUUGGGAGUGGCCUAAUUAGUGGAGAAAGGAGGAUUCAUCCCAUCACCACCAAUGGAACCACCAUUCUACCACCACCUCCUUCUUACUCCCACAACCAUCAUCACUCAUCUCCAUCACCCUCUCCUUCAACAGCAACUACAUCCACCACCGCGGCUGCCUCUCUCGCCAACUCAUCCACACCUUCUUCUUCUUCUUCAUCGUCGACGACUCCUUCUGGAGAUCAUCAGCACCUGAGGUGCCCUCGCUGCGACUCGUCCAACACCAAGUUCUGCUACUACAACAACUACAACCUCACCCAGCCCCGGCACUUCUGCAAGACCUGCCGCAGGUACUGGACCAAAGGAGGCGCCCUCAGGAACGUCCCCAUCGGCGGAGGGUGCAGGAAGAACAGGAUCAACACCACUACCGGUCUGACCCCAUCCUCCUCCUCCUCCUCCACUGCCAAGCUCAAGAGCUUGGCGGUGGAGUUUGGAAACUCAUCAUCAUCAUCCUCGUCCCCAUCCCUUUUCGGGGCUAGUUUGUAUGAUCUCCAUCAUGAGUCACUCGCGCCAUCUAGCCCUAUCCUAUGGUCUUCCCCACAAACCAACUCCCACCACCACCACUUCCUCUCCCUGUUGAGACCAACACCAAACCCGCGAAACCCUAAUCCUAACCCUAGCUCCACCACAACUAUCCAACCAACUUCUUCAAAACACGAGGGGAAUCAUGGUCUCGCCAACCUGUUCGGAACCAGUACCACUACUGCUACUACCACCACCACCCACUUGUUCGAGCCGUCGCCUACGACGGCUCGAACCCUAGGUGGGUGGGACUCCGCCUCACCAGUCAACAACAACAACAGGCAGCAACAAGCAGCUAAUUCGCUCGGUCUUAACUAUCCUCCCAUUCCAAUAUGGAUGGGGGACAGCAACGGGAACGGCUACCUAGUGGGCAGCGAUGAACCGCAUCAUAAUAAUACAGGUUAUGACGUUUUCAACGAUGGUAAUAAUAACGUCGGAUCUACGUCGGCGGGAGUUGCUUCUUCUUCAUCGACGGUGGCUCCGGUGGCCGGAGGAGGAGGAGGAGGGUUUGUGGGUUACAGCUGGAAUCCGGCAGCUUUUACUUCUUCUACUUCUGCCACUACUACAACUUCAUGGUCGGAUCUUCCCACCACCGCAAAUAAUGGUACCGCUUAUCCCUAA
Molecule: messenger RNA, 1197 nt
Organism: Linum tenue
Lineage: Eukaryota; Viridiplantae; Streptophyta; Magnoliopsida; Malpighiales; Linaceae
Source: the annotation of a GenBank genome assembly